Parastagonospora nodorum SN15 is the source of this 1485-nucleotide messenger RNA. RefSeq lists its product as hypothetical. Gene Ontology annotation, biological process: transmembrane transport. Lineage: Eukaryota; Fungi; Ascomycota; Dothideomycetes; Pleosporales; Phaeosphaeriaceae. Gene Ontology annotation, molecular function: purine nucleobase transmembrane transporter activity. The transcript has 2 exons. Bases 1 to 1485 code for a protein of 494 amino acids. The record is from RefSeq and is a predicted model, not a curated record. Gene Ontology annotation, cellular component: plasma membrane.
AUGAAAGACGAUGCGUACUCUCUUUGCCUCGUCGAGGUCAACCGUGACUUUAUUACUGCAACGGCUGCCAUUGCUGCGCUCGGAUCCUUCCUCAUGGGUAUCAGUGCGAACUUGCCUGUUGCCGUCGCUCCUGCCAUGGGGCUGAAUGCUUAUCUGGCUUAUCAGAUGGUCGGAUUCCACGGUACCGGCCCGAUUGACUACCGCGUCGCAAUGACAGCUGUGUUUGUUGAAGGUUUCAUCUUCGUUGCUCUUUCUCUCCUCGGUAUUCGACAAUGGCUUGCCCGCAUCAUCCCAGCCUCCAUCAAAGUAGCUUGUGGAGCUGGUAUUGGUCUCUUCCUUACCUUGAUCGGUCUUUCAUACAGUGCGGGAUUGGGUGCCAUCACUGGAGCCAAGGCCACGCCGCUUGAGCUUGGAGGCUGCCCGCCAGAAUUCCUGGACCCAGACACUGGCGCAUGCACUGGACACAAGGCGACCAACCCUACAAUGUGGCUCGGCUUCCUCGUUGGUGGUGUCCUCACAGCCUUGUUGAUGACAUACAAAGUUCGUGGUUCGAUGAUUGUCGGUAUCGCGCUUGUGUCGUUCUGCUCCUGGCCCCGCGACACUCCCAUCACAUUCUUCCCACGCACUGUCGUUGGAGAUGCCCGCUUUGAGUUCUUCAAGAAUGUGGUGGCUUUCCACCCUAUCAAGAACACACUUCUCGCGCAGGACUGGGAUCUCAGCAAUGUGGGUGGCCAAUUCGCCCUUGCCGUCUUCACUAUGCUCUACGUUGAUAUCUUGGAUGCUACUGGUACUCUCUACUCCAUGGCUCGCUUCUCAGGAGUUGUUGACCCUGCAACGGGUGACUUCCCCAAGAGCACUAUCGCUUACAGUGCUGAUGCGAUUUCCAUCUCCAUUGGCUCACUGUUCGGCUCUUCGCCAGUCACUGCAUUCGUUGAGUCAGGUGCUGGUAUCCAAGAAGGUGGACGCACAGGUCUCACAGCGAUCACGACCGGGGUGCUAUUUUUCAUCUCGCUCUUCUUCGCACCCAUCUUCGCUUCCAUCCCGCCAUGGGCAACAGGCGGUGCGCUUAUUCUCGUCGGCUGCAUGAUGAUGCGUGGAGUUCUCGCCAUCAACUGGAACUAUCCUGGCGAUAGCAUCCCGGCCUUUGUGACACUCAUGUUCAUGCCAUUUUCGUACUCGAUUGCGUACGGACUGAUCGCCGGUAUCAUGACCUACGCCAUCAUUAACACCACUACAUGGGCUCUUGCCACCAUCUCGCGUGGCAAGCUCUUGCCUCCUGAUUAUGACAACAAGGAGUACUGGAGUUGUGAGUAUUGGUCGUCUGUACUGUUACGGACUUUUGCUAAUAUUCAGCUAGUCAACUCCGAUUCUGCUCGUGCCCAGCCAUGGUUCAUCCGUCUCGCCAAGGGCGACAAGCAGUUCUGGAAGCCCCCGAACACUGACCAGUUCGAGCUUGAGUCUACCGAGCAUCGCCCCAAGGCUUGA